ACGGAGCCUGUGGCUGGCAAGGCCACCGAGCAGGGCCAGGCCGGGCCCUGCCCGCAAGGACGCCCAAACCCUUCACCGGCCCCCGAGCCACAGAGCCCACCAGGCUCUCCUGCUGGCCCCACCAUGACAUCGGAGCCCACGUCGCCUCCUGUGGUGCCCCCACUCCACUCCCCCAAGUCCCCUGUCUGGCCUACCUUCCCUUUCCACAGGGAGGGCAGCAGGGUCUGGGAACGAGGCGGAGUCGCUUCUCGGGACCUGCCCAGCCCUCUGCCGACCAAACGGACGAGGACAUAUUCAGCGACAGCCCGGGCCUCGGCCGGCCCUGUGUUCAAGGGCGUCUGUAAGCAGUUCUCACGCUCGCAGGGCCACGGCUUCAUCACCCCCGAGAAUGGAUCGGAGGACAUCUUCGUGCAUGUAUCUGACAUUGAGGGAGAGUAUGUGCCCGUGGAAGGCGACGAGGUGACCUACAAGAUGUGCCCCAUCCCACCCAAGAACCAGAAGUUCCAGGCCGUGGAGGUGGUGCUCACCCAGCUGGCCCCCCACACCCCCCAUGAGACGUGGUCUGGCCAGGUCGUGGGCUCCUAGGCAGAGGCAGCCACACCGGGAAGGCGGGCAGCAGCGGGCCCUGUGCCCCCACAGUGCUGCUGACCAGCCCUGGGCGGCCUCAGUGUGCACGUCCAUCUGUCUGUCUGUGCUCGUGGCCGUGAGUGUGUGCCUCUACCCACCCGUGACCCGUGACUGUUGUGUGAGCCAGCCAGGAGCCGGAUGGAGGGGAGGCUGCCAGCCCUGCCUUGGCCUGCCCCUCCUCCCUCCUCCCUGCAGCGCACACCCCGCCCUCUUGCCCCCUGUCCGCUGUUCACGUGUUGACUGAGCUUCUGUGAGCCUGCCUCAGGCUCACAGGGACUCAGGGGACCCCUCUCUUAAGAGCUUGCUCCCCUCACUGCUGCCCACAGCCCUGCUGGGCCCCAGCCCUGGUCCUGGGCAGACUCUGCUUGUGCUCCUGCCUCCUGCCCUGGGCUGGGGGUCUCUGCCAUGGUCUGGCCCCUUUCCCUCAGAAGCCAGGCAGGUGAGUGCUUUCCGGGAGCCUCUAGCUCCAGCAGGGGAAGAGGAGCUCCAGAAAGGGGUUCUUGUCUCACUGGCCAGGCCCCCCUCGGCCUGACAGUGGCUCUGAGCCCCUCAAGGCAAGGAGUGGGGACACAGCUCCUCAGCUUGGAUGGAGCCAUCCCCUGUAUCCUGACUCCCAAACUCUAGAUGCUCAGCCCUGGGCCCAGCCAUGACAGCUGCUGAGGACUUGCUGAUGGACUGACGUGUCCCCUCAGGCCAGGCCUGGCCAGGCCCCCGAAAGAUGGCCCUCAGCCUGGGAGACCAUGGGCCUUGCAAACCCAGGCCAGACCCCCUUUCCACAGGUCCCUGUCAGGCCCCUAGCCAAGGUGGUCCUCAUCCUGUCCAGGCUUGGAGUCCCUAUGGGACUAAGAUGUGUGUGUCUGUCAGAGGUGGCCUGGCCUAAGAGACCAGGCAGGCCCUGCCCACCACACCUCCUUCUAGAGAGCGCAUACAUAAAGUGGCAUAAAAGGGGUCACAGGCUCAAGGGAGGGCCCGUCAGGACAGCGGCCAUUAGGAGACCCACUCUGCAAAUAAAACUGGGGGCUCGAAUACCCAGAUGAGGGGAUCAGUGAGUGGCCGUGUAGGUGCCUAAAACCCAGGCGAGAGGUCAGCGGGACAUCUGCUUCUCACCCCUGCCCGGUGCCCACUCCAGAGGCAGGGAACCCAGAGCUGCUGGGGGCGCUGGCCAGCCCCAACAGUGGACAGGGCCAGCCUGACACCCCCUCUGAGCUAGGCUUCUCUGGCAAGGCCUGUCCCUGAGGAUAAGGACCUGUGGCCCUCUUGGCCGAGGCCCUGUUGGUACAGGACUCCUUGCCUGCCAGGCUUCCCUCCUGUAAGCAGACCCCCUUUCUAGGUGCCCUGGGGCUGCCUGGGGGGCAGUGGGCAGCAGCUCUCCUCCCCAUUCUUGGGUCCUCCAGGCCCCAGUCAGAAGUCCUCCCAAGACCCCAGCCACGGACUGCCCAUCCUUCCUAACACUGGCAAUAAACUCUCGACUGUGACCUACA
Ictidomys tridecemlineatus (thirteen-lined ground squirrel) is the source of this 2108-nucleotide messenger RNA. NCBI's taxonomy places the organism in Eukaryota, Metazoa, Chordata, Mammalia, Rodentia, Sciuridae. The record is from RefSeq and is a predicted model, not a curated record.